Cajanus cajan (pigeon pea) is the source of this 3198-nucleotide messenger RNA. RefSeq names its product sterol 3-beta-glucosyltransferase UGT80B1. Gene Ontology annotation, molecular function: UDP-glycosyltransferase activity; hexosyltransferase activity. NCBI's taxonomy places the organism in Eukaryota, Viridiplantae, Streptophyta, Magnoliopsida, Fabales, Fabaceae. Gene Ontology annotation, biological process: carbohydrate metabolic process. The record is from RefSeq and is a predicted model, not a curated record.
GUUAUUCUACCUAUAUUGGUCUGUUUAAUGUGCAAAUUUGUGGAGAUUACAGUAGCAGAGCCACAAUAUUAGCUGAGGAAUUUACCUAACAACAACAAAAAGCCUUAUCUUACUUCGUGAGAUUGACUGCAUGGAUCACAUGAUGCCAUUCAACUCAAUCUAAGGCAAAAUUUUUCAAGAUAUCAUUUACCAUGAAAUUUUUCCCCAAUGUCCUUCUUGAUCUCAACCUUUUUACAGAACAACAAACCAUGCAAUCUACUCUCCUCACCGGUGCUUCUAGUUGCCUUCUUUGUAUGUGUCUAAGCUACCUUAAAUGAUUUUUUGUCAUCUUUUCCUCAAUCAGUGCUACACCAAUAUCUUCUUGUAAACAAUUUUUUCAUAUCCUGUACUCUUAUUUUGACACACAUUCAUCAUAACAUUUUCAUUUCUUCUACUCCCACCUUUUUCUCUUGUCCCUUUAAAGUCCAACAUUCACUGUAAUAGAGUAUAGCCGGACAUAUGAUAGUAUAAUAAAACUUGCUUUCGAGUGUGGUAGGUACUUCGCAAUCACAAAAAAACCUUGUUUGUUUCCUUUCUCCAUUUUAGCCAUUCCUAUUGUAUGUGUGUAACAUCCUCAUUAAUUUCUCUGUGACAAGGGAGAAAAUGAUGACUUGAAAAUGGAGUAGUGUGUGAUGAAAGGGAAAGGGGCACGCAUGGAAAAGUGGAGGGGAAAGGAUUUUAAAGAAGGUCUAUAGGAUUAAUGCCAAGAUUUUGAAAUUGCUUUAUGAAUUGAAAAUGAAAUCCCCUAGUCAAAUGCCUUUAUUCAUUUAUCAUUGUUGUUGCGUCAUGGACUCUAAUUUACUUUGCUUAUGUAAAAUGCCUUGUCCAAAAGAGGAAUUUUCAGGUCUAUAAAGUGUCUGUUUCCUUUAUAUUUGACAUUCACAAAUUUAAAUGCUAUGUUUUGAUUUUGUUACUUUCAAUCUCAAAAGCUUUUAUUACCUUUAAAAAAGAAUUGUGGUUUUUGAUAUUUCCCAAUGGCAUUGACUGAUUCCUGUAGCUGACCCUCCAAGUGGGAUAAGGCUUGUUUUUUGUUGUUGUGCAUGUCUGCCUCCUACCAUGGGUAUAUGCUGUUGGUUUGGACCAUUUCAUCCCAGAGCCUGAUGGAACUGAGAGGAACCUGCUUGUUGCUGACUAUGCGACUAUGUUUUCUAGAUCAAUGAUGGAGAAAUGGGGUUCUCCAAGGCAAGACCUAAUAUGGGACAGGCUAUCAGAGUCUGAGAAGCAAAAGCUGAUUAACCUAGCGAAGAUACAAAAUGAUGGGACUAUUGAAGUAAAUCUAGAAAAAGAUGCACCUCUUGCAUCAGAAUUGUUGGAGUUCCAAUCAUUUGAAGAGUCAACUGUAAGUGGAACUCUUAUGUCUGAAUCAAAAAAAUCAGCUCCCUGGUUACAAAUUGCCAUACUUGUGGUUGGAACUAGAGGUGAUGUACAACCUUUCCUGGCCAUAGCAAAAAAGCUUCAGGAGCAUGGUCAUCAUGUUAGGCUGGCAACUCAUACUGAUUUUGACGUGUUUGUAAAGUCUGCUGGUGUUGAUUUCUAUCCGUUGGGUGGUGAUCCUCGUGCUUUGGCACGAUAUAUGGUGAGGAAUAAAGGUAUAAUCCCAUCUGGUCCAACCGAAAUAUCUAUCCAAAGAAAGCAGCUGAAGGCUAUUGUUGAUUCUCUUCUUCCAGCAUGCAUAGCACCUGAUUUGGAAACUGGUGUUCCUUUUAGAGCUCAAGCUAUUAUUGCCAAUCCUACUGCAUGUGGACAUACACACGUUGCCGAAGCCCUUGGGGUGCCCCUUCACAUCUUCUUCACAAUGCCUUGGACGCCAACAUAUGAGUUCCCACACCCUUUGGCACGUGUUCCUCAAAGUGCUGGUUAUUGGCUGUCAUAUAUAAUUGUGGAUCUGUUGAUAUGGUGGGGGAUACGAGGAAUUAUCAAUGACUUCCGGAAAAGAAAAUUGAAGCUUGCUCCUGUUGCAUACUUCAGUAUGUACCAUGGAUCAAUAUCUCAUUUACCGACUGGCUAUAUGUGGAGUUCCCAUGUUGUUCCAAAACCAAGUGACUGGGGUCCUUUAGUUGACGUUGUUGGUUAUUGCUUUUUGGACCUUGGAUCAAAGUAUCAACCACAGGAAGAUUUUGUCCGAUGGAUUCAGAAAGGAUCAAAACCUAUAUAUUUUGGUUUUGGGAGUAUGCCUCUUGAUGAUCCUAAAAGAACUACUGAUAUCAUAAUGGAGGCACUAAAGGAUACAAAACAACGGGGAAUUAUUGACAAGGGCUGGGGAAAUCUAGGGAACUUGGCAGAAGUUCCUGACAAUGUUUUCCUGCUAGAGGAAUGCCCUCAUGACUGGCUGUUUCCUCAAUGUUCUGCUUUGGUGCAUCAUGGUGGUGCUGGAACAACGGCUACAGGACUAAAGGCUGGGUGUCCAACAACCAUCGUUCCAUUCUUUGGAGAUCAGUUCUUUUGGGGAGAUAGAAUAUAUCAGAAAGGGCUGGGACCAGCUCCAAUUCCAAUAUCUCAGCUCAGUCUUGAGAGUUUAUCCGAUGCCAUAAAAUUCAUGCUCCGGCUAGAGGUAAAAUCACGAGCCAUGGAAAUUGCUAAAUUGAUUGAGAACGAAGAUGGUGUUACUGCUGCAGUUGAUGCAUUUCACCGCCAUCUACCUCCUGAACUACCCCUACCACUACCAGUUCCACCUCCAUCUCCAGUGGUGGAGGAUCAUGCAAAUCCUUUGCAAUGGUUUUUUCUCCACCUAGCAAAGUGGUGCAGUUUACCUUGUGGGGGUGUAUAGUUUCUUUCUUUUCUUUUUUUGCUUUACAUAUAUUAUUUUUUCCUUCUUUUAUUCAUUAAAUAACUACAUUUUAUAGGAGCUUUCCCUUUUUAAGUAAUUGUAGCACAUAGUUUUGCUUAAUAUUUCAUUCAUUUCAGUCAAAGUCUCUUUUGUGAGGGCUUGAUGUGAUAGUAAUAUUGAAGUUAUGCUUUCCCACUCCCCAAAUCCGUUUGUACAGGAGUUCUACUUCUGUUAUCUUGUAAGAUAGGUUGAGUUGAGGACACUUGUUAUGAAAAGAAUUGGGUUUCUUAAGUGGCAUUUCUAACUUAACGAGUGAGAGGUUUUCUCUUAUUAUUUGAUUUUUUUUUUGUCUUGUAUAACAAUGGAAAUUUAAUUAGAACUUGCCAUCUGCA